Messenger RNA from Pungitius pungitius (ninespine stickleback), 7132 nucleotides. RefSeq names its product ankyrin repeat and LEM domain containing 1 (gene ankle1). The record is from RefSeq and is a predicted model, not a curated record. Gene Ontology annotation, cellular component: nucleoplasm; cytoplasm. Gene Ontology annotation, biological process: double-strand break repair via homologous recombination; resolution of meiotic recombination intermediates. Gene Ontology annotation, molecular function: DNA endonuclease activity; protein binding. The transcript is spliced from 9 exons. Bases 956 to 4279 code for a protein of 1107 amino acids. NCBI's taxonomy places the organism in Eukaryota, Metazoa, Chordata, Actinopteri, Perciformes, Gasterosteidae.
CUUGUCAAUCAACCACAAUUUUGCUGUUAUAUAAUGGUAAAGCUUUUAAUUAAUUGGUAAUUUAAUGAUUUGGCAAUGGAUUGGGCCUUCCUAUAUUCUUCCAAAAGCUUGACAGAGUCAUUGCCAUGCAAUGAUAUCCUCAACGAAAAAGUAUAUUGUAAUAGGUUAGUAUUAUAUAUCUGUCACCUUCUAUUAGUAUGCAAAUGAUUUAUUUUGAGGUAGUUUGUCAGUAUCUUAUUGCUGCAAAUAUCUUCAUACAUAAGUAUGCACUCAACACGCAAGACACAGCUUUUAUUGUGAUGAUAAUACAAACUAAAACAACAAGUAUGUAUUUGCAUUAAAACUGUUGAGUGAGCAAAACAACUGCAGUAUGUAAUUUAUUACUACGAAUGAAAAAUUCUGAGAUUUCUGAUGGAAAACAUUUUACAUAACAUUAUGAUCCGUAGUAGCUAAUCUUAUUAAGAAAAAAAUGAUUCCAACAUUAGGUCGAAAUAAAUAAUAAGUAUCAAAGACUCUGAUAAGUGGAAAAAACGUGACAUGCCAGCAUUGUCCAAUCAGAGAAAGCAAGGGGCGGGACUUCCGCUUGAUGCCAGAAAUAAGGAGGGCUUGAAAACUUGGAGGGAAUUUCAAUAAAAACAUUCGUCUUUUCCUCCAAUAGCUAAAAAUACUUGAUAAACAAUCGGUCUUUAGAGUUAGGAAACAACAGGAGUCCAUCUCUAAUCUGGUUAAGACGCACAACUAAAGAUAAAACACAAUGGCCGUUGGCUGACUGCGUUUUCAAACGCCAUUAUCUGAACGUUAGUUGACCGACUAUGUUUCUGUUAGCUCUCGUCGUAGCAUGCGCAGCUAAUCUCGGUUAAAAAGUAAAACCCAGCGCUCGACUCGGCGAUGGUCCAACACGAAAUGUGCUGACACUCGACCCCAGAACAUUGACACCGCGAUACUGGUUUUGGUCAUGGAUCGAAAGAAGAGUAGGCUCGAGAGUCAGCUGUGUGAAGCGGUGAACGACGGGGACCCGAGGGCCGUGCAGCUGCUUCUCUCCCAAGGUGCUCGCCCUGACCUGGUGGCCAGUGAAGGGGUGGCUGCGAUACAUCUGGCAGCCGGCAAAGAGACUGAGAAAAACACACGCUGUCUGAAAAUGUUCCUGCAACAUGGAGCAGACCCCAAUGUCCGGGCAUCGGAUGGCCUGACUCCUCUUCACAUUGCUGCACUGUGGGGGUGUUACCAGAAUCUGAAGCUGCUCUUGAUUAACGGAGGGAACCCAAACAUUAAACACGAUGAAGGGCAUACACCAGGGCAGCUUGCAAAGCAACAGGAGAAUCGAAGAUGUGCCCAGCUCCUUCAGGAGUACCAGUUAAGCUCCGUGGAAACCGAGGAAGACGAGUUACCUCAAUUCCAAUACUCUGUGUAUUCAGAUCAAACGGACACGUCCGUCUAUCCUGAAACGGACUACAGCUUUAGUUCCCGCUCUUCCGUGAUAAGUGACUUUGGUGAAGCCCCAUUGAGCAGCACAAGGCGCUCAUCCUUCUUCAACCUGUCCAACAUUAACGGAAGGCCAGAUUGCAGAGGAUUAUCAUAUAACACACUUUCUGAUAUGGACGCAAAGAGGCAUCGCAGCCAGUUAUGGACAAAUCCCGCCUCGCAUUGUGCGUCCGAAUGUCCCUCCAUACUAUCAAGCACUCGUGUGUCUGCAGUGGGACCUGCAGCUGCAAUGCCCACUUGUAAAGAGGAGGUCUUUUUUGACGAUGGUCCGUCCGGUUUAAAAGCGAACAAACAAGGUGCUACAACUGAGGACAGAAGCUCCGCCUCUAGAAGAGACACUCUCCCAGUAUUCUCCUGCAGGCAGGCAAGUCGCAAGAGUGUGAGCUUCAGAAACGAUGAUGAAUAUUUCCCUGUUUUCAGUCCUGAAUCUCCUGAACCGUGCACUACGGGCUUGGCGUUCGACAUGUCGGAGUACUCCGACUUCCUGGACUCCGAGCGCAUGGCCACCGUUCUGCACAAGCAGGGCCUCGACGUCACAUCGCCGGAUCACGUUUACGUUUUCUGCAGGGAGAGCGGCGAUGGCACGGUGGAGGACAUGGAGAAAACGGUCGUUGGUCACGGCGCUUUGGCAGAGAGCGAUGGCGAAGCGGAGGGCCAGUAUUUUUCAGAGCCUCAGGUGGAUAUACCAGAGCAGCCGCUCCUUUCCCCCGCUAGCGCCGCGAGCAGUGGGUCUGGUAGUAGUCAUUAUAGUAGCUGCGAGAGCGAGCACUACAUCAGUACACUGGACGCUUCUUUGCGCCCCGGGCAGCUUCCACUCCCCGCUGUGCAUGGGGCCCCUGUGGCGGCUGAAUUGGAACCUUGUGGUAGCCCCGUGCUGGACGCCUCGAGUGACGCCGCUGCGGCAGCCCCCCCGCGCGAUGAAGCGGCCGAGAUAUCGCCGCUUCCAUUCAUGACCAGUCCUUUCGUAACGGGACGGACUCGCUCGAGGUUGAGUCGGUUCUCAAUGAGAACCGGCAGACCUUCCGAGAGCCUCCUCAGCACGUCCUCUCUGUUUGAAGUGAACCUCCCGGCGCCGGUCCGAACGCGGCGCCAUACGCCCCGGUCUCAGAGCAGGGAGGACUUUUACAGUUCACCACAUGCGCCUUGUUGUACGCCGUCCUAUUCGGGGAGGGGCACAGUGGGAGCAGCACAUGCUGCUGAUUGCAGGGACUCGCCAUCCUCCACCCUCACAGCUGGUCCAAGUGUCAGCAGCAGCCAGGCGGACACGCUCAUCCUCUCCAGAAGCGUAACCGAUUCCACUCUGUGUGACACGGUCCUACUGGAGGGAAGCGAGGACUCGUCAAUGGACGCCUACGAACGAAACCUUGCGGAGGUUGUGCAGGCGAUGCAGGGCCACAAGCUUGCUGGAAGCCAGGAUUGUCUGACUGAUGAUCGGACGAGCACGAGCGAGGCAACCACGAGGGAUCCUCUAAAUGCGGCUGCUGGCAAGGACAACCCGGAGGGCCUAAAAAAAGAGGACGUCCUGUUGACGGAGGACUACGACUCUCCUCUGGACUCGGUCUCAUCCUCCUCCUCCUCCUCCAGCUCCACCUAUUUCUCCCCAAGGAGGUCCAGGGAGGAUUCCGACCUCCCCUGCACUCCAGGCACCGGGUGCACCCCGAGGUACAGCAUGAGCCGACUGUCGUGCGGCGUCAGGCCGCAGCACCUGGCGAGCCUGUCCUACACCCCCGGGGGGCGGCCGCUCAUCCAGGACCUGGAUGAAGCCGUGGAGUACCUGUACACCGACUCGGAGCAGGGCCACGAGCUGAUCGAGACCCACGUCCCGCCGACCGCAAACACCUCGCUGAGCUCCAGCAUGAGCGCCAGCAGCACCGAGGACACCGUCCUGUACGACUGGCGCGCCGACCUGGCGCGGGCUGGCAAGGAGAACCGGCCGCCGCAGACGGCGCCCGCGAAGAAGGGAGGCGGCGAGGACAGGGUGCCGCCGGACACCAGCGGGAUGACGGACCAGGAGCUGAGGUCGAGGCUGUUGGCGCUGGGGGAGAGCCCGGGUCCCAUCGGCAGCCGCACGCGGCCCGUCUACAUGCGACGGCUCCGUCGGCUGCUGCAGGAGUCCUCGGCCCAGUCCCCGCGUCCCCAGAGGCCAUCGGACCAGCCACACACAGAUUUGGGCUAUAGCCCGGAAUUGUGCCGGGCCCUGCGGACCUUCGAGCUGCCCGAUUGUCAGGCUGACGAGCAAGCUUUGUGCCAGCAGUUCGACCAACCGGAUCAAAACAGAAAGUGGAGGGAGGGCCUCAUCAAGUCCAGCUUCAACUACCUGCUGCUUGACCCGAGAGUGACAAAAAACCUUCCAUUCCGCAGUCAGACCAUGACCCUACAGGAGUGUUUCCAGACGUUUACCAACGCAAUAUUUUAUGUGGGCAAAGGGAAGCGCUCCCGUCCUUACAGCCACCUGUACGAGGCUUUAGAGUACUUCAAAGGAGACAAGACCUCCAAGAAAUUGUGCCCGAAGGUGCAGCACAUCCUUCAGGUGUGGAAGGCGGAGCAGGGAGUUGUCUCUCUGCACUGUUUCCAGAAUGUCAUUCCGGUGGAGGCUUACACCAGAGAGGCCUGCAUGGUGGAAGCCAUCGGCUUGAAGAUGCUCACCAAUCAGAAGCGAGGGGAUUUUUACGGAGUCGUGUCCACCUGGCAGGUGAAGAAGAAGCGGGACCUAGGCGUCCACCUGCUCUACAGGGCCAUGCAGAUCUUCCUUGCAGAGGGUGAGAGGCAGCUCAGACCAGCAGACAUCAGACAGUAGCACCUACCACUCCGGGGGGGUGUAUGAACAACAGACAAAUGAGAACAUGCAGAGGAGGAACCACCAUUUCAGGAUACAAAUGUACUAUUUUUGGAUUUGAAAAAAAAAAAAUCAAGAUGACAAGAAACCUCCUGAGAUAUUGUUUGUUAUUUGUUAAAUCCGUCAUCUCAAUCCAUUACGAUAUACAAUCAGUUAAGAUCUUUUCCCUUGUUUGCUCCAAAUAUAAAUUGUGUUUAAUAUAAUGACUCGUUGCGUUGCUUUUAAUCAUCUGCCCAGAUGUGACAACAGUAUCAAACGUGGUAGGCUGCAAGUCUUUCAGAAGCAAAAACGUAUGAACAGAGCAAAGUUUGUUCUCUGUAGUACUUAUGACUGCUUCAAAAUAUAACUUAUUUAAAGGCAUUUCAGUACAAUCGAAUUGUCUUCACAUUUCCCAUACAAAAGUUAAUUCAGAAAGGAAAAACGAAACAAGCUGUGAGUGUCAUUUACCCAAUAAGCCUGGUAGAGAAUGACAUUUUUCGUAGUGCUAUUAAGAUAUGAGUUUAGCAGAGGCUGGAAACUGGUUCUUAGCCUUAUAGGUUUUGAUGGAUAGAUCAACAAAGAUGUUUACAUUUUUAUAAACUUAAUGUGAAAUUUGCUUACGUCACUGGAUUUCCAUUUUCUUUUCUUGUGCUACUUUGUUUAUGUUAAAAAAAAUCUGCAUUGCAGGGAAGCUGAUGAUUUGAUAGUGUCCGAUGCUGAUAGGUAUCUGUGUAUGUGUACGCUUCUUUUAGGUGUGACAGUACAAUUGUAGUGUAGAACUAGAUGGUUGAGUUUUGUGCAUCAGCCCUUUUGUUAAGGUAGGGAGACAGAACUAGUUUGUAUUGCCACAUAUUACUGGUUUAAGGAUGUUUUAACAUUGUGUUUGAUGCUAAAUAGAAUUCCAUUUUUUUUUUUUGUAUUUUCUUAUUAUCCCAUGUCAUUGUGCACAAAUGUAUUGCCUCAUCAUCAUUUAUUAUCUCUCCAAUGUAAUGCACUUGAUGAAUUAUCUAGGGACUGAACAUUUUAGUAGACACAAAAUGCAUUAAUAUGGACUGUUUGUGAACAAAAAUGUUUGUUUUAGAAUUUUUUUUACACCCCUAUCCCCAGCUUAAAGUAAAUCAAAGCAUAAGAUCACGGAGUAAAACACCUGAUCUUUGGUAUUUACUUGUAAUUAUGAAAAGAAUUUCAUGAGAUUCAUUAUCUAUGAUAACUAAACUAUAAAUGAAUGACUUUAGGAGUGCAUGGACUUUUCCCAGUUCUUAUUUUUCUAAAAAGGCCUCAUUGUGAGCUAUGUUUGAUAUGUUUGAUUUAUUGUCAAAAAAAUAAAUGUAUCAUUCAUGUGUCCAUCAUUUACGCAAACAUGUUCUGCGGUGCUCUCUUUUCAUUCAUGCACAUCCACUUUGUGUGUUUCUACUUAUCUUCCCUCGACCAGAAUAUAUAGUCAAAAGAAAAAUACACUUGACACAAACAUGCUGGUUGGAUCGUUAUCUGCUGUCCCUCUAGUGGACAAAUUAAGUAUUUUACUUGUUUUUCAUUCAGUCUAGAAUUGUACCUGUCACAUAGUAACUAGUCUUCAUUCAGCACUGCUUUGACAAACUACAUGUAAAUAGGUUAUAUGACAAUUACCUCUCAUCCCUUCAAGCAAACUGUUGGGACGUUGGAAUCAGGGUGUAAUAAGACAUUUUGAUGUUAACUCAAUAUGUCACAAAUUGCUGUCUUGUUUGUAUUUACACCAUUGCCAUCCCACACAGACUCUGAACCAUUUAACAGGAACGUCUUUAAAGUUCAUGAGGGGUCACAGGGGCACUUUGGGCCACCGUGUUGAGAUGCAUUUAGUUUCUUUUGGGACUGGCUUCUUUGUGCCUUAGUCCCAAUAAAAAAAUAAAGUCAUAGUGUAGUAUCUCAUCAAAAAUGUCUCAUCUUCAUUAAACUUUAUUUUUGAGAUACUAAAAUAUAUAUCCUUAAUAAGUACCACAUUUUUUUACAUUGUAUACUACUCUUUUUUUCACAUGCUGUACUAGAUGAUUUCUUUUGCUACAUUUACAUUGGCUUUAUAAACCGAAAGGUCACUAGCACAAUGUGAACUAAUAAACUUGUUUCAGGAACAAGUCUCUCAAACCGAAGGUCACGUAGUGGUCGAGCACUCAAGUUGCGUCUGGACAUUUUCAGAGCAGAUAAGACUCGAGAUAAAGACGUGGGGUUUGACCCGCAGACUUACUGGUCAGUCUACAUGGGUUUGUGACCCUCUCUCGGGCCUUUGUUUUAGCCACAUUCCCUAAGACGUAGUGUAGCACCCAAUUGUUAAUAAUCAACUGUAAGAAGCCUUUACUUGGUAUUCUAGGCCAAGUCCUUGCAAUUCCCUGUAUUUUAUUAAAUAUAUAAUAGAUGUUAGCAAACGAUGUACCUUGAACUGUCAUAUGGUCCAUAUCUCUCCGACUAACAGCAGUGAGGAGGUGUUCCCCGUCUUAAGUCUUUGUGCUGUGAUGUCGAGACGUAUGUUAUUCAUUCAGUUAUUAUGGAAAUGACCACACAAAUAUAUCUACAAAGGUAUAUCUCUGUCUCUCUAUGUUGUGUCAUUGUUUCAUCAGCUUUUAUUCAGUGGUUUCAUGUCAAAGCACUUGGUAUCAUUCUGAGGCAGCACCGAGUUGAAUUAAUAAAGAAUUACAACAAAUGAAUAUCGGAAGAAGAGACAACCAAGUCCCGAAGAUAUCAGCGAAAGUCAAAUCAAAAACAGUCCCCCCUGCAUGCAGCUCAACAUCCGAUCGGCCAAUCAGAGCCACGAGGUUCCACAAACCGACAUGUUUUAUGUUCUUAGAACAAAUACAUUUAAAUCAC